UCUCGAAAAAACCGGGCAAGGCUUUGCGAGAAAGCUAUCAACUUAGGUGUAACCUUCUUCACAGCAAAGGAACUCAAUUAUUGCCUGCAUGGAGCCAUCAAUAUAGAACUACACAUCUUCUGAUGACACCAAUGCGUUGAUCGGAAAAGCUACAACAUGCAUAAUGUCCAACAGUUUGAGCAAGGCACUUCCCGCAAUGUCGCUGUAUACUGGGUAAACGUAAACGGCUGCACUGAAAUAAUGGCUCUUCUCGACAAACUGUUGACCCCAGUUAUGAAUCAAUACAAACAACCUAUCAACAAGUGUCUCAAAGUGCUCAACAAAAAGAACAACAAGAAAACUGGUGUCGCCAAACAAAAUGCUUGUAUGGAUAAAGUUUGGGGACAGGCGUUGGCAAUAAUCACCAAGCAAUUUGUUAACAAGGUCUGCACUGCUGUCGCCAAAAAGAUGAAUGCAAAAGAGUGGAAUUGUUGUAAAACUUAUGUGGUUAAAGUUGUUAAUGUAACGCCAUACAAGCGUUUUAAUAUCGUGAAAUAAAA
This is a messenger RNA of Caenorhabditis elegans, 539 nucleotides long. NCBI's taxonomy places the organism in Eukaryota, Metazoa, Nematoda, Chromadorea, Rhabditida, Rhabditidae. The record is from the annotation of a RefSeq genome assembly.